This is a messenger RNA of Odobenus rosmarus divergens (Pacific walrus), 2205 nucleotides long. It is a transcript of the gene ANGPT4, whose product is annotated as angiopoietin 4. Bases 290 to 1786 code for a protein of 498 amino acids. Gene Ontology annotation, molecular function: receptor tyrosine kinase binding. The record is from RefSeq and is a predicted model, not a curated record. Gene Ontology annotation, biological process: signal transduction. NCBI's taxonomy places the organism in Eukaryota, Metazoa, Chordata, Mammalia, Carnivora, Odobenidae. The transcript has 9 exons.
GAGGAGGAAGGAAGGGAGAGAGGGGGAAGAUUCGAGGUGAGGGGGUGUCUGCGGGGCGGGGAGCAGAGGCGGUGGGAGGAAGCCGAGCAGCUGUGGUAUUUGGAGCAAGUAUAAAUAGCUGCUUGGACCGAGCUCGGCCAAGCAGGGGUUUGUCGCCGCCGCGGCUCCGCACGCAGGCCUGUCCUCGGCUGGCCACGGCGGCCCCUCCUGGGCGGGGAGCCGGGCGGUGAGCCGGUGGAGCGCCCCGGGAGCUCUGAGCCCACAGCCCUCGCCCUCGCCACAUCUCCGGAUGCUCUCCCGGCCGGCCAUGCUGCUGGGCGGCCUCCUCCUCGUCGUGGCCGCCGCCACUGUGGCCCAGCGGAGGGGGCAGGAGGCGGGCGGGCGCCGCCGGGCACACCGCGUCCAGCACGGCCAGUGCAGCUACACCUUCGUGCUGCCCGAGCCGGAGCCCUGCCCGCCGGAGCCGGAGGCCUUCGGGGGCUCCAACAGCCUGCAGAGGGACUCGCCGGCGGCCGCGCUGAACCUAGCCGACUGGCCGGCCCAGCGAGUGCGACAGCUGGAGAAGGUGCUGGAGAACAACACACAGUGGCUGCAGAAGCUAGAAAGGUACAUCCAGAUGAACUUGAGAUCAGAGCUGGCACAGGUCCAACAGCACAUGGUCCAGAACCAGACGGCCACCAUGCUGGAGCUAGGCACCAGCCUCUUGAACCAGACCACCGCCCAGACCCGCAAGCUGACUGACGUGGAGGCUCAGGUCCUGAACCAGACAUCCCGAAUGGAGAUCCAGCUGCUGGAGACCUCUCUGUCCACCAACAAGCUGGAGAAACAGCUACUACUGCAGGGCCAUGAGCUCCACAGGCUGCAGGGCCGCAACAGCGCGCUGGAGACACGGGUGCAGGCCCUGGAGACGCAGCAGCAGGCGGAGCUGGCUUCUCUCCGCGGCGAGAAGGAGCGGCUGCGGCGUCUGCUGGGCCGCCAGAGCGGCGCCCUCGCGGGUCUAGAGCGCAGCCUGCGCGCCGCCAGCGGCAAUUCCAGUCUCGUGCAGCGGGAGCAGCGCCGGCUGCUGGAGUCGGUGCAGCGCCUCGUGCGCGUCGUGGCCCAGGGCCCCGCCUCUGUGAGAGCAGCUGAGCACGUGUUCCAGGACUGUGCAGAGAUCCAGCGCUUCGGGGCCAAUGCCAGUGGCAUCUACACCAUCCAUGUGGCCAAUAUGACGGAACCCAGGAAGGUGUUCUGUGACAUGGAGGCCAAUGGAGGCGGAUGGACUCUCAUCCAGCGCCGUGAGAAUGGCAGUGUGAAUUUCCAGCGGAACUGGAGAGAUUACAAACAGGGCUUCGGCGACCUGGCAGGGGAGCACUGGCUGGGCAAUGAGGUGGUGCACCAGCUCACCAGCAGGGCAGCCUACUCUCUGCGCGUGGAGCUGCAAGACUGGGAGGGCAACGAGGCCUACGCCCAGUAUGAGCAUUUCCAGCUGGGCAGUGAGGGGCAGCUGUACAGGCUUUCUCUGAAUGGGUACAGCGGGUCAGCAGGGCGCCAGAGCAGCCUGGUCCUGCAAGGCACCAACUUCAGCACCCGUGACGCAGACAAUGACAACUGCCUCUGCAAGUGUGCCCAGAUGCUGUCUGGAGGGUGGUGGUUUGACGCCUGCGGCCUCUCCAAUCUCAACGGCAUCUACUACCCGGCUCGCCACCACGUGCGCAAGCUCAACGGCAUCCGCUGGCACUACUUCCAGGGCCCCAGCUACUCGCUGCGGGCCACUCGCAUGAUGCUGCGCCCUGUGGGCAUCUGAGAGGCAGCCGCGCCUGGAGGCUGGACCCGGGGGAAGAGCCGGGGCAAGCUGGACCCCAAAUACAGGACGCAGUGCCAGGGCCUUGUCCUGGAUACCCUGGGUCCCCUGAGGCCACCCUCCUUUCCUGCCCGGGAGUCAGAGGGUCCGCUGCCUCCCUGUUCCCCUCAAGUUGCGAAAUGGUGGGUAAUGGGGGGAUCCUGCCUCUACAGUGUCCCUCUGCCCUCUUCCCUUCUGUCUCCUGCACGGGCCCCCCUGACAGCUUGAGGGUCACAACACCCUGAAUGAGCUGAGAACAGACUUCACGUAGGUCCUCAAAGAAAUACAUGACUAAUAGUCUACCCCUCCUAGGCCCCAGCAUCUGGAGCUCAGACCUGGUCUCUUGGGGGCUCCAGAAGAUCUAACAAGGAUUUCUGUACCCC